Molecule: messenger RNA, 2123 nt
Organism: Sphaerulina musiva SO2202
Lineage: Eukaryota; Fungi; Ascomycota; Dothideomycetes; Mycosphaerellales; Mycosphaerellaceae
Exons: 2
Coding region: 145-1455 (436 amino acids)
Source: RefSeq, a predicted model, not a curated record
CGCAACCUUCUCGCCAAGUUCCAUCAAUCUCAGGCUACGAAGCAACUAUACCAAGAUCUAUGGCAUGACAGAAAAGCCAUCGAAGCAAUUGCAGCACACCAUCUUGGACUAUCUGGUUCAUCAGCCAUUUGCACUGUUCAACCCAUGGACUCGUGGUUGAAAGGCCAAUUCAAUAUAUGCGUCCUCAUCAAUGUGCAGGACGGCGAUGGCGAGACGCGUAGGAAAAUCUUUCGAUGUCCGAUGCCCCAUAAGGUGGGGGAACAAAACUUUUCUGGCGCUGUAGAGGAGAAAAUUAGGGCUGAAGUUGCGGCUUAUGUCUGGAUAGAAAAGAACUGCCCCGAAAUACCAAUUCCCCAAUUACACGCAUUCGGGUUUUGCACUGAUUUGCAGUUUACCCAUCACCGAUCCGAGCCGGGCCAUUUUCGAGAUCCUACUAAUAUGGAGUUCCAUCGUCCAUAUCUAUUGCUAGACUACAUCGACAGACAAAUAGGGCGAAUGCUAUCAGAGACCUUGCCCGAACUUCCGGAGACGGACACUGUCAGGAUGCAGAAUCUGUUUCGAGGCAUCAGUCGAGUGAUGCUCUCCCUUGCCCGACAGACACAGUCCCAUAUCGGCUCGCUUCGAUUCAACGACGAUGGCUCUACCACUCUCUCCAAUCGCCCUAUCCUCUGUACUAACACCAUCCUGGAGAGCGAAGGUGCACCCCGCACUGUGAACAGGACAUACACGACACUGGGGAGUUUCAUCGAUGACAUGAUUCAAUUCCGCGACGAAGCUUUCCGUGCUCAACCGAACGCUGUCCAUGAUGAAGAGGAUUGCCGUCUCCAGAUGCUUCACAUGGUUUUACUGCGACUCUUGAAACAUCACUUCAUCGACAGCCAAUCCGAAGGGCCAUUUGUACUACAGUUUACAGAUUUUCACCCGAGCAACAUCUUCGUGGAUGACCAGUGGAACAUCGUGGCGCUUAUCGACUUCGAAUUCAUCUGCGCCUUGCCUCCGAGCAUGAUGACUGUACCUUAUUGGCUCAAAGUGGAUGCCAUCGAUGAGGUUUGUAAGCACAUGCACGCUUUUCGCAUCAUGCACAACGCCUUCUUGGACCAUCUCCGCGAGGAGGAAGGUCGCACUGGGAGUACUAUUUCACUUGCCAAGUCGAUACAAGAAGCUUGGGAUACGGACUCGUGUUGGUUCUACCGCUGCCUGACAUCGGUCAACGGGAUGCCCUGCUGCUUAGAGGAUCACAUUUAUAAGAAAUUCGGUGUGGACCUCUCAGUGGACGAAGAGAGAAGCUGGGCGAAAACCAUGUCCGCAUUCUGGUCGUUAGAUUCGGAGAAGGACGUGAUGCAGAAAGUUCGCGAUAAGGCUGAGUACGACAAGCAAAUGGAGCUUCACUUUCGUACAGUCUUGAAUACUACUGAUGACAGCGAUGCUCUGGAUGUGACGUCUGCAGCUGUUUGAUCUGACGUUCACUUCUUCUCCUUCUCCGCUUUCUUCUUCGCUUUCUCCUCAUCCUGCUGAAUUUCUGGGUUGAUGGUUCAUGAUUCAAUUUGCAUAAGAACCAGGUAUCCAGCCACCUCGACCCGAAGUAUCAUUCAGCUGUGCCACCAAGCCCUGCUGUUCCCUCUCCAAUUCAUCCCGAUCCGAGCACUUCUCGGCACAGUCAAAGUCUAUGAUGAUCGCGCGUCCCUCACUGAUGAGAAAGUUAUGUUUAUUCGUAUCGCCAUGUUUAAUGCUCAGACUGUGUAAUUUCGCAAGCGCCUUCUGACAUAAUUCCAGAUCCUCUGGGCCCGCAUGUCUCGCAUUGGGGAUUUUCUCGAUGAGAAAACCAAUCACUCUGCCAUGUUCGGUCAAAUGUCCUAGAAAAGCGGGACCAAUUCCUUCUCCGUCGAGACAUUCAUACGCGGCAGUUUCGUAAUUAAUCGCUGUGAUUUCCAAUUCGAAUCUGGCAUAUUUGGCAAAACAUUCAAUCGAGUUGCCGUCCUUAACGAGUACCUCUGCUUCAUACACUGCAGACUUCCACUUCCGGCCGAGUCGGAGGUCGAAGUAGUCCACCUUGUUCGGAUGCCAGAUCGAUGUCACGCCGACCAGCGGCCGAUGCACAACGUUCGUGAAAGAAAUGAGGCUGG